Molecule: messenger RNA, 777 nt
Organism: Akanthomyces muscarius
Lineage: Eukaryota; Fungi; Ascomycota; Sordariomycetes; Hypocreales; Cordycipitaceae
Exons: 1
Coding region: 1-777 (258 amino acids)
Source: RefSeq, a predicted model, not a curated record
AUGCACGUUCUCAACGGCUUCAGCACACGGCGGAAGUCGCCCAAGCCUCGGGACUUGCAUAUUCGCAAGAUUUCCUUCUCUGGCUGCUCACUCUCUUCCGGCUGCUCCAUUGAGUCUGCCUCCUCCACCUCCACGACCCGCGGUCCCAGCCACCACCGCUCCGACAGCGAUGCCAGCUACGAUCCUCUGCGCCUGCAUCCCAUUGCUCAACCGCCACCCCGCCUCCACGAGCGUGCCUUCAUUGCCUCGCCCAAACGCCGCCAAGAGGAUACGCCACGCACAUUCUACAGCGACAGCGACACGGGGAGCGCGGGCUACGGCGUCAGCGUCUUCGAGUAUGACGACAGCGACACCGAAGUCGACGAGGAUGAGGACGCUGUCUUUGAGCAGGUCCACACCAACAGCAUGCCGCCUAUGAGCAGCCCUCUUGACCAUGAUGCCGACGAGUCGGACGACGAGGACUACUUCUUCAUGCAGCUGGCCAAGCGCCGCCCGCAGAUGCCUCGCUCGCAUUGGUCCGAGUCCACUAUUCAGACACUCGCCCAGCUUACACCGGCCGCCAGCAACAAGGCCACGCCGGUGGAGCGACUUGAGGACCCAAUUGAGCAGGCCCGCAUGAUGCUGCCCAACUUUAGCUACAAGCACAGCACCGUUCCCGCCCGUCCACGCAUGAAGGCCAUGGAUAGCGUCGAGCAGCUCGUCAAGCGUGGCGGCUGGAAGCGCAAGGCGGUUCUGCUGGACAACCAGGAGAACACUGCUCCUACCGAGAUGAACUAA